Molecule: messenger RNA, 4867 nt
Organism: Erpetoichthys calabaricus (reedfish)
Lineage: Eukaryota; Metazoa; Chordata; Cladistia; Polypteriformes; Polypteridae
Gene: puraa
Product: purine-rich element binding protein Aa
Exons: 2
Coding region: 336-1193 (285 amino acids)
Biological process (GO): regulation of transcription by RNA polymerase II
Cellular component (GO): nucleus
Molecular function (GO): RNA polymerase II transcription regulatory region sequence-specific DNA binding; purine-rich negative regulatory element binding; DNA-binding transcription factor activity, RNA polymerase II-specific
Source: RefSeq, a predicted model, not a curated record
CGCGGUGACGUCGGGAGACCUCACGCACAGCGCAGUAUUUUCUCUCUUCCUUGCGUGCGGCCGUCGUGAUGCCACGACUCGCUGUUUCUUUCCAUCUCCAAGAGCGGAGGAACCUCUAGACUGUGUGCUAGCGGCAGUCUGGGAUCGGGCCUUCUCACAGCUGCAUUACUUCUUCCUUCGUCUGUGCUCGCGUCUACAGAAGCUAGAGCCACUGCUGAACCUGCCUCAGCCUACAAACCGAAAUUCAGCAGGAUCUCGCGAGAACGACGGCGUGGCUGGCUGGCGGUGGGGUUGCAGCAGGCAGGCAGAGGGAGAGAAGGCAGGCAGGCAGCAUCAUGGCGGACAGAGACAGUGGAAGCGAGCAAGGAGGAGCAGCUACGGGCCCGGGCGCCGGCUCCUUACACCCGGGGGCGGGAGGGGUGGGCUCGGCUUCCGGACUGCAGCACGAGACACAGGAGCUUGCUUCCAAGCGGGUCGACAUCCAGAACAAGCGCUUCUAUUUGGACGUGAAGCAGAAUGCAAAGGGCCGCUUCCUGAAGAUUGCCGAGGUCGGGGCCGGGGGCAACAAGAGCCGCCUCACACUCUCCAUGUCAGUAGCCGUAGAGUUUCGCGACUACCUGGGGGACUUUAUCGAGCACUAUGCCCAGCUCGGGCCUAGCAACCCGGACAUGGCCCAGGACGAGCCCAGACGGGCGCUAAAGAGUGAGUUUCUGGUGCGGGAGAACCGAAAAUACUAUAUGGAUCUCAAGGAAAACCAGAGAGGUCGGUUUCUGAGGAUUCGCCAGACCGUAAACCGGGGGCCCGGCUUAGGCUCCACGCAGGGCCAAACUAUCGCCCUCCCUGCACAGGGACUCAUUGAGUUUCGUGACGCCUUGGCAAAGCUGAUCGACGAUUAUGGGGUGGAGGAGGAGCCCGCUGAGUUGCCCGAGGGCACCUCCUUGACUGUGGAUAACAAGCGGUUCUUCUUCGAUGUGGGCUCCAAUAAGUAUGGGGUGUUCAUGAGAGUGAGCGAGGUGAAACCCACCUAUCGCAAUUCCAUCACUGUCCCCUAUAAAGUAUGGGCCAAAUUUGGGAACACUUUCUGUAAAUACUCCGAGGAGAUGAAGAAAAUCCAGGAGAAACAGAAGGAGAAAAGGGCAUCUGAGCUCCAACAACAGCAAGAAGUCCAUGGGGAUGAUGGGGACGAAGAUUGAUAACUGUAGAAGAGCAAAAAUACAAAAAAUAACAAAAAGAGGAAAAUACAAAAAAUAAACGUUACUGUAAAAAAGAGAGAAUAAACUGUAACUGUUUAACUCCAAGGGAGCACCACCCACCAAUCCUCCACAAACUGACAGUUAAGACUUGCUAGCACCCAUCGCUGGAUGUUGUCCACUUAUCCACCAUUUAAACAGUAAGCAGCUGCUAAAAACAAAGUAAUAACAUUAUAUAUGAACUGUGUUUCCUACUUGAUUAAAUGAUAAAAACUGAGUGUUUAUUUCCCUAAUUAACCGAGAACUUUUGUACACAUUCAAGCUAUUAUUAAAAAAGUGUUUGCAAUGGUCAGAUAAUAUUGCAGAAAUAUAUGAAAAAUGAGUCCUUUACAUGUGAGCUAACAUUUGACUUUAGCACAAAAAGAUAUUUUAAAAAAUAUAAAAAUAAUAUUUUCAUUUUUUUCAUUUUCUUACCAAAUUUCAAACCAUAAGGAGGUUAUUAUAGUAUAUUUGACACCCUCUAUACCUGUGAUUAGAGAUGUGUGUAUAUAUAUAUAUAUAUAUAUAUGAGGGCUAGGCAUGCUGUGUGUCUGAGCUUUGUUUAAAUGUUAUGCAGAAGUCUGUAGAGUAAGGUACAUAGGUUAAUUCAUGCAAGGAAAAAAGUGCUCUCUUUUUAUACAAUAUGCAUUGCAUCUGGUCCUUAAACUUAUUUAAAAAAAAAUCCGGAAAAAAGUACUGGUCAGUGGAACUUCUGUGAACAUGAAGAAAAUUAUUAAAAAGGCAUUUAAAUGAAUGUUGCUAAGUUGUUUGAUUUUUACACUUAAGCAAAACAAACAAAAAAAAAAAACAGUAAAUAGUAAACAAAAGCAAAACUUGUCUAAGCUUGUUGUUACGCCUUGUGUAUGAAAAUGUACCUGUAAGACCCUAAAUGUUUCUGAUGUCUGAAUAGCAAGUUCAGUGUUGGCACGCAGCAGUUUCCUAGGCAAGUGCAUUCAUAGAAACGUUUAUGAAAACCUGUACCUAUUUUGUGUUUGUAUAUGUGUAUGUAUAUACAUAUAUAUAACAAACCAUGGUAAUCAGUUGCAAAAAUGGCUAACUGAAAAGUUUAAUAAUAAUGAUUUUGUGAAUCACAUGUAUUUAAUGUAUAAAUAUUCCCACGUUUUUUGUGGGUUUAAUAAAUUGACAUUCACACAGAAAUAAACCAUUUCUUAUUGUCGUAUCACGUGUGAGAAAACUGCUGCAUGCGUACUGUACAUGAGCAUCCUCCGAACAUUUAGACAACCUGGUGCCUUAUAAUCUGUACAUGUUUAUAUGCUGGUUCAGUUCUUUGGAAUGCUCUGUUUUGGGUAUCUGGUUGUUUUUUUGUAGCACAAAUGAUGGCAGUAGCAGGAUAAUUACUAACCAGAAAAGGGAGAGAGAGAGAGACACACACACAGAGACAGCGAUAUAAAAAUAAACCCAAAGAAUGAUUAGCUUUUGCAAUCACUUGAGUGAAUAUAUGUGAAUUUUCCAUAGGCUUUCAAGGAAUCCACCUUCAUGUAAACAUGGGAAAUGUCACCUGGAAGGCAAGGAAAUAUGCGCUGCUUAGCUGAGGUACAACAAGAUAAAAUUGGCUAGUCUGACUCAAAGUAGACUACAAAUGGAAAUAUGAACAGAUGUCUAUUAAGCCCUUUGUACUGCUUUAUUGAAUAUUUCUGUAAUGGUUGCUUGGGCGGUAUGUGAACUUUUUGAGUUGCUAAAGAUCUUGGGGGGGGGGGGGGGGAGUUAGUUAGCAUGCCCCUUUUUUAAAAGUGAUCCUCUACACUGGUUUUGACCAUUUUACUCUUAAGAGAUUUUGAUGAAACUUUGACUAAUGCUACAUUUCAUUACUGUGUGCAAUAUUUGUGUAUGUCUGCCAGUGCUGGCAAAACCUGUAUUAAGUAAAGUAUGAGAAAUAUUUGAAAAGAAAAAUACAAUAACACUUACAAAGUAUUACAACAUUUUUGUUGUCCAUUUAAGUGACCCAGAAUUUGAAUGUGAAGCAAGAGCAUUUGUAAAACUGUUUUAAUAAGCACUUGUUUUUGAUAAUGUCAGACUUUUUCUUUUCUUUUUUUUUUUUUUUUUUGCAAUCAGAUUGAGUUUAUUCAUUUUUAAGUCCAAACAGGGUUGCCAUAUACAGAUGUAGUCCCUUCUGCUCCCCACCAACCCAGCAUAAUGUGACUAAGACAAGAUUGUCAGUAACUGGCCAUAAAUGAAGUUUACUACUUACCCACUUUCCGUCUGUAAACAUCAGCUGAUAUUGCGCUAACAUUUAGAAUUAUUUAAUUCAAACCAUGUUAGAGUAUUAAUUAUUUUCCAUUGCUUGUUAUCAUUAAGUAUAUUCUUCAUGUUAGCAUGUUAUUCAGUCUAACUGCCGGUGGUUUUGUGUCAUUAAUAUUAAAAAAAAAUGUUCAGCUGCUUUAAUUUUUAGUGUUUUAUUUUGUUUAAAAUAUUGAAACAGUUGAGGAAAAUGUUUUGUAAAAAUGGCACACAAGGUUUACAGCAUGCAGUAUUAAGUGUUCUUGUAUAAUGUAUGUUAGCUGGAAAUGUAUCCUAAAACAAUCCCAUUUAAGUUUGUAUAUUAAUUGUUUUACACAUGUUAUGUGGUCAUUUAGAGUGAAUCAUUGUUUCAGUUGUUCUUUCAUUAUGUGUUGAUGUUUCUAUGUGUUUUUUACAUAUCUAUAUGCAUUAUAUAUAUAUAUAAAUAUAUUAUUUUUUUAAUGGGCUGACUGUCACUAAAUGAUAAUUUUAAGAAAAGAUAUGACAUCCAAGUGUUGCAAAAUUGUACAAUGAUCUGGGAGAUCUUAUUUAUUUGUUUUCUGUCCCUUUAAAAUUAUGUCUCCUCUCACUUGUGAAUAUGCAAAGCCAUUAAUUUUGUUGGCCAUAUACAGUACAUUAUUUAUUUUUCUGUUGAAGCUUUUCACGCUGUAAAUUCUGAGCUGAAACAUCUGUUAACUCUUUGUUAAGGGUCAAAGGGGGAGGUGUUUGAUGUCAAGUUGGCUGUUUGUAUCAUUUGAAAUGACUGAACAGUCUUGCCAUGGAAACAGAAUGUGUUAAUUAGCCAAUAUAAGAUGACCUGUCCAGUGUUGCCAUUGUAAUGUUGCUGUUUUUAUACUGUCAUCCAAAUGAAUAAGAAAUUUGAUUUGUCAAAGAUUUUCUGUAUCUGUUUGAGAUUGCAAGCUUUUGGUACCAUAUGUCAUCCCUGUUACUACUGACUGUUCAGUUUAUUCAUCUCCUGUUAGCUGAAAUUUACAUGUCUAGUGUAGAUCAUUCCUGAAAUCACAGUAAAGGGCUGCUUCUGUUCUUUUUUUUUUCCCUAGUACAUGUCUAGAUUUCUAGAUGAAUCUUUUGUGUGUUACUUUUUUCCCCACGAGGGGAGGGGAGGGGUUUUGUGUUGGAGGGGCACUUAGUCUUGGAUUGGUGCUUGUCAUUUUCUUGUUUAUACUUGGCAUUUCAUGUAUCAGUUUGUGCUAAUGUUGGGUUUGCUCUAAUUAUUUGAUCUCUACAGUGUUGACAUAUCCUGGACAAUAGAAAGGAAACUGAUGUACGAAUGUAACUUUUUUGUUAUUUUUUUUAUUUCUAUACAUCAUUUUGAGUUCUAUAUAUCCAUUGUAUUAUUUAAUUAUGUUAAAAUAUUUUAUUAAAUUGCUAUAUUGUAA